Molecule: messenger RNA, 2564 nt
Organism: Stegodyphus dumicola
Lineage: Eukaryota; Metazoa; Arthropoda; Arachnida; Araneae; Eresidae
Product: manganese-dependent ADP-ribose/CDP-alcohol diphosphatase-like
Molecular function (GO): ADP-ribose diphosphatase activity; manganese ion binding; CDP-glycerol diphosphatase activity
Source: RefSeq, a predicted model, not a curated record
CCGUCUGCAUGCAGUUGAUCCAUAAAAUAAAGCGGAUAGAACUUGCGCAAACUCACCUCGUUUGAGAUUUUUAUGCUGUUCGAACCUAGUAUUUAACCAACCUACUUCUGUAUUAAUCACGGUCAGGAUUCAAGAAUGAAGUAAUUGUUGUAGAAGCCUAUCCUAAGCAACUGCAAUACUAGUUGUCAGAAGAAUAUUUUUUCAAGAUCUAUAGAGCUGUUCCAGUUAUCAAAACUCGUUCGCCGGUUCAGAAUGGAUAAAAUUAAAGAACCUCUUGUGACUUUUGGUGUCUUGACGGAUGUUCAGUAUGCUGAUUGUGAUGAUCGACCUGCAGCAUAUGAUCCCUCUAAAGUCCGUUUCUACAGAGGAUCUCUGAGUCAAGUUGAUCAAGCAUUUAAACAUUGGAAUAACUCUCAUUUGAAAGUAAAGUUCGUAUUGCAAUUAGGAGACAUUAUUGAUGGACUGAAUCAUUCCCUUGGAGGAUCGUAUACUGCUCUUCAAAAUACUCUGGAACAUUUUGAAAGGCAUAGUUCUAUUCCAACAUUCCAUACAGUUGGUAAUCAUGAACUCUACAAUUUCAACAGGAAUGAGCUUGCACAACUAUUUUAUGAAUCAGUCAUGAAAAUUAAUAUACCACCUGAAGUAUUUUGCCCUUACAAACCACAGAAAGAAAAUUUAGAAUUAGUUGCUCCUAUUUUAUAUUAUAAAUUUUGUCCUGUGAAGUCUUUAAAAUGUAUUUCUCUGGAUUGUUUUGAUAUAAGUGUUCUAGGUUACGAUACACAUCAUCCAAGUUAUAAAGAAGCUUCAGCAAUACUCACCACCAUGCAUGGGCAUAACGUUUUUGAUGACUGGGAUUGUAAUGGCACAUUGGAAGGCUUAGAUGUCCGUUUUCAACAAAUGAACGGCGCAGUUGGUGCAGAACAGAUGGAGUGGCUUGACAGAGAGUUGAAGGAAUCGGAUGAACUUGGACAAAAAGUCAUCGUGUUUGGUCAUGUAAGUUUAUGUCCUGACAGCACAGAUUGGAGCUGCUUGUUAUGGAACUAUGAUGAGGUUAUGAAUAUUUUCCAUCGGUAUAAAUGUGUGGUUGCAUAUUUCAGUGGGCAUAGUCAUGUGACUGGCUAUGCAAGAGAUAGUCAUGGCAUCAGUUAUAUUGUAUUCACUGGCAUUGUCGAGACUCCUCCUGAGACUUCAGCAUUUUCUACAGUCUCUGUUUAUGAAGACAGAGUAGAAGUAAAUGGCCAUGGAUUGGAAAAUAGUUAUAUACUUCCAUUCCAGAUGAGUAAUGAAGAAAGUGAUUCAGUAGUAGAUAACGAUUUAGAAACAACACCUACAACAGUUAGAGUUCAAGUUUGAGUUCAUUUUGCACGAGGUAAGAUUUUCGCGAUUUGGCUUCCUUUAUGUCCAUAGGCCUUGGAUGGUCCACAGCUGAAAUAGGUUUUCUUUUAAAGUUAUUAAAAUUCCGAUUCUAAACAUUGAAAACUGAAUAUGCUUUCAAAGCAUAAUUUGCAAAAUUUAUAGCUGUGGUUAUUUAAUUAGUAUUUCCUUCAACUAGUUAAAAAUAUUUACUUAUGUUGUUAAGUUUUAUGUUAAAUUUAACUUUGAAAUACAAUAAUACACUUUUCAUAGAAUGGGGUUACAAUAGUUCAAGUUAUAGAAAUAAAAGCAAAAUAUCUAAAUUUAUACUGUUGUUAUACCGGAUUUAAAAUACUUAAUAUGAACUUUAAAAAUUAUACUGUUGAUUUAAAGAAAAAAAAUGUGUAUUUGAUUUUUAUAAAAUCAGUGUCACUAAACAGUUUCAAACAAUAAGUAUUAAAAUUUGACAUAUAUAUAGUUUGAAAUUUAUUUAUUUUUAUACUAGCAUUUUAUAAAUAUGCUGUGUAUGGCAUGAUUUUGAAUAUUUACAGUUUUACAGUUUAUUUGUAAAUAACAUGUAUAGAUUACUCUUCAAAAAUGUUUUAAUACUACCUUUAUAUAAAUUUCUAACUAAAACAGAAAAGUAAAUAAAUGUAUUGUAGCCUAUCACUUAUUUCCUACUGUACCUUAUAAAUUAUAAACAUAUAACUGGAGACAGAGAAGAACACUAUUUAAUAAUUUACAUUUUAUUAUGAAAUUGAAAUUUCACCGUAAACUCUAAAUUUUAAACAGUUAUCUUAACAUGUCAAAUUAUUUAGUAACCCCAAACUAUGUUGCAUAAAUUUCAUGUAAUUUAUAUUUAUAUUCUUGAACAUAUUUUGCAAUUUCAUGUUGUAAUUGAAACUUUUUUGUUGAUGUAAGUAUGUCUUACAGCUAAUUGGAGUGGCAUAUGUUUCAAAAUAUAAUAACAGUAUGGAAGUAUAUUAAAAUUUGUAUAUAGAUAAUUUUCUUUUUAUUGUAGAUAUGUUUUUUUAAAAAUGCAUUAAUUUAUUUUGUUGAAAUAUUUUCAGACAAGUUAAGUCUUGAUAGAUUAAGCAUUUGAUAAAUUUUCUGUUUUGUAAAUUUAUCUUUUCAUCGUAUAUUUAAAGUAGAAAAAUUACAUGUUGUAAUUACUUAAUCAUAAUCAUGGAAUAAAAUUAAAAAAACACUAA